Molecule: messenger RNA, 3122 nt
Organism: Nerophis lumbriciformis (worm pipefish)
Lineage: Eukaryota; Metazoa; Chordata; Actinopteri; Syngnathiformes; Syngnathidae
Gene: acadsb
Product: acyl-CoA dehydrogenase short/branched chain
Cellular component (GO): mitochondrion
Molecular function (GO): flavin adenine dinucleotide binding; acyl-CoA dehydrogenase activity
Source: RefSeq, a predicted model, not a curated record
CCUUUCGUGUGCGUGACAUUUAAACGCAGCACUGCGUGUUACGUAGGCAUAUAAACAAUUACGUAACAAAUCAUGGCUGCCGGGUUGACGAGGACUCUGUCAAAGUCCUGCAGGCAGAUUGCUCGCUCAUGGGGUCACUGCCAGGGUGCAUGGAGGAGCACAUCCACCAAGUCUGCCCUGGACCCUGUGCAGGCUGCCGGGGUGGGUUCCUUCCCUCCUCUGCAGUCCUACUCCGAGGAAGAGAGCAUGAUGAGGGAAUCAGUUAGAAAGUACGCACAGGAGCGUAUCGCUCCCUUUGUGGCCAAGAUGGAUGAGCAAUCUAUGAUGGAUGGAGAAGUGAUCAAGUCUCUCUUUGAACAGGGCCUAAUGGGCAUCGAGAUCGACGCGGACUACGGCGGCACCGGCUCCACGUUCUUCUCCUCCAUUUUGGUCAUCGAGGAGCUGGCCAAAGUGGACGCCUCUGUGGCCGUGCUGUGCGACAUCCAGAACACGCUGAUCAACACGCUGUUGGUGCAGCUGGGCACCCCGGCUCAGAAGGAGAAGUACCUCAGCAGACUGUCGACCGACAUGAUUGGCAGCUUUUGCCUGUCUGAGGCCGAGUCGGGCAGCGACGCCUUCGCCCUGAAGACGCGUGCGGAAAAACACAAGGACUAUUACGUCAUCAACGGGUCCAAGAUGUGGAUCAGCAACGCGGAGAACGCCGGAGUAUUCCUGGUGAUGGCUAAUGUGGACCCCGCAGCUGGCUACAGAGGCAUCACCUGCUUCCUGGUGGACAAGGAGGCGGAGGGCCUGGAGGUGGGCAAGAAGGAGAACAAGCUGGGACUGCGCGCCUCUUCCACGUGUCCGCUCAACUUUGACAACGUCAAGGUGCCGGAGAAGAACAUUUUGGGCCAAGUCGGUCACGGCUACAAGUACGCCAUUGGAAUGCUGAACGAAGGCAGGAUUGGAAUUGCAGCUCAGAUGUUGGGUGUGGCACAAGGCUGCUUUGACCACACGAUUCCUUACACCAGACAGAGGAUGCAGUUCGGGAAGCGGAUCUUUGACUUCCAGGGUAUGCAGCACCAAAUCUCCCACGUGGCCACGCAGAUCGAAGCCGCCAGGUUGCUGACGUACAACGCCGCUCGGCUGAAAGAAGCCGGGAGGCCUUUCAUCAAGGAGGCCUGCAUGGCCAAAUACUUCACUGCCGAGGUGGCAACGUUGACCACGUCCAAGUGCAUCGAGUGGAUGGGAGGGGUGGGCUUCACCAAAGACUACCCCAUUGAGAAAUACUACAGAGACUGUAAAAUUGGAACCAUCUACGAGGGCACGACAAACAUCCAACUGUCCACCAUGGCGAAAUUUAUCGACAAGGAGUUUGACAAUUGAAAUGACGGAGCCAGACUGUCUGAUACGUUGCACUACUACCAUUCUGCCAUGUUACACUCCUCUCUUCUUAACCAUCACAUUUGCCGGGGCGUUAUCUAAUAAGUCUACAUGGUUUUACUAGAAAUGACGCAAUAAUACUGCACAAAAACAUGGAAUUAUUGUUACUCACGUUUUGUUUAACUACAUAUAAAUAUGGAGAUUAAUAUUGAAUGUUUCAGUGCCUUUUGCUGUGCCCGACUUCAUUAAAGGUAAGUUCAUCUUUGUUCAAUUAUCAUUACUUUCCAAGCAGUUCCCGAAUUGCGUCGCUAGAUGGCAGCAUUUCCCCAGUUACAAGUUACAUUUGAGCAGCCAAUGGCGCUCCUGCUUCAGAUAGAAACAUCUUGUGCCUAAUUGACACAUUUUGCAGGAGAGUAGACGCUACAACGGCCACUUCAUUAGGUACACCAAUAGGACACAAUGUCUGAUGUAAAAAUGGAGUAACUAGUCAAAUAUACACACAAUGUAAUUACUAAAUAACCUAACAAUUAUAAUGUGUUAGUCCUGCAUUUAUGACGUCAUAUGUUGCAUGCAUUUUCUAACAAGUCCUUCCACCCUCCUUGUCUUUAAUGCAGCCAGUAAAACUUUUGAUUUGUGCUGCUUAAUAUUCAAGUUUAAUUUUCACCAAACAUUUUUCUUAUUGAGGGUGUUACGCCUGCUAGAAAUUGACUGAUUUUCUUACUCGCAUAUUCAUUGCUUCUGCAGAACUUCCAUUAUCGCAAGUGGAAAUAUUUAAAUAUGAAUUCCAAGAAAUCAAGUUAAAAAUUGCUUUUUUUUUAAAAAUGUAUCAGACCCUUUCCGUGCUAAAAGAAAUUGCUUAUCCUACAAGUGCAACUGGGAGAAGCUGCGGAGGAACAAGCGGUAGAAAAUGGAUGUAUGGAUAAUACAUUAUUAACAGCAUUGUCAAACAAUAAUAAUAAUAAUAAUACAAUACAUAUGACUUUUUUAAAGGAAUAUACGCAUCAGAUUUCAGUAUAUUGAGAUAAGCAAAUUGUUAAAAGUAAACAAAGGGUACUUUUAGUAAAAACAAGCACUGUCAAAUGAUUGUUUUUUAAUCGGAUUAAUAAUACUUCUAAAUUUGGAUUAAUCGUGAUUAAUCACAGCUAAUUACUUUCUUACAUAAUUUACAUCAACCUAAAAAAAAAAAGACCUCAAUGUUUUGACACAAAAUAUGCAGUUGCAUUGAGUACAUGUAUUUUUGUCUGUCAAAAUGGAGAAAACUAAUACAUUUAGCAAUAAAAUAUAAAGUACUUUAAUGACUCAUAUUAUUUCCAGGCUUUCCAGGGCCAAAUAAAGUGACGUGGCGGGCCAGAUGUGGCCCCCGGGCCUUGAUUUGGACAAUUGUGCACUAGCAUAUGAGUAGACUGUGUGCAUGGAAAAUGAAAAAUAACUGCUAAUUCCCAAUAAUGAUGUUACUUUUUAUACCGUAAAUAUGUUCCCUUAUGCAUUCUUUUGAUUUCAUAUACUCGAGUACAUUUUAGGACCAUAUCUGUGGACAAAGAUGAAGAUUUCGAAGUAAAACGAGAUGGGUUAUAUGUAUCUGAUUGGAUAUUGUUUAUAUUACCGAACCUUUCUCAUGAUAUUGUUGGAUUCAAUUACACACAAGUCGGCCAAUGUAGAUUUCGGGGUGUCAAACUCAUUUUAGCUCAGGGGCCACAUGGAGGAAAAUCUAUUAAAAUCAUGGCAUUCAAACUAAAAAAAAUAAAGACAACUUCAGAUUG